This is a messenger RNA of Parnassius apollo (apollo), 201 nucleotides long. NCBI's taxonomy places the organism in Eukaryota, Metazoa, Arthropoda, Insecta, Lepidoptera, Papilionidae. The record is from the annotation of a GenBank genome assembly.
AUGAUAUACUCAGUACACGCGGUAUAUAAUAAAACACGGUAUAUUCCCUACGAGAUGUCCCCAAGGAGAGCCUUUAAAGGAGGUGAUAAAAGACAUUUUCCCAUACUUUCUUGCAAAGCAUGUAGAUCUUUUGGAUACGGUGUUCUUCGUUUUAAGGAAGAAGGAAAACCAAGUAACAUUUCUUCAUGUUUAUCACCAUAG